Trichomycterus rosablanca is the source of this 2375-nucleotide messenger RNA. It is a transcript of the gene smarce1, whose product is annotated as SWI/SNF related, matrix associated, actin dependent regulator of chromatin, subfamily e, member 1. Gene Ontology annotation, biological process: negative regulation of DNA-templated transcription. Lineage: Eukaryota; Metazoa; Chordata; Actinopteri; Siluriformes; Trichomycteridae. The record is from RefSeq and is a predicted model, not a curated record. Gene Ontology annotation, cellular component: SWI/SNF complex. The transcript is spliced from 11 exons. Bases 237 to 1517 code for a protein of 426 amino acids. Gene Ontology annotation, molecular function: nucleosomal DNA binding; nuclear receptor binding.
CUUCACGGAGGUAGAGAAAUACCAGAUCUGUUAUAGAUUCAAAGCUGCUGGAACACGGGUCUCUCUUCACUGUCAAGCGAGCUUUACAUCACCAGGGGCUGGACUGCAGUUUGUUUCUGAUGGUGAUGGAAAUGUGGACACCCACAUGUUUCAGGCUGGUUCCACACAAAGACCACAGAGCAGAUCCAGAAUCACGGAAGCAGAUGAGGGUACUGGGCUGAGAUCUUACAGUCAAGAUGUCGAAGCGCCCCUCUUACGCCCCGCCCCCUGCUCCGGCCCCCACUACACAAAUGCCCACCACCCCUGGGUUUGUGGGGUACAACCCAUACAGUCAUCUGGCCUACAACAACUACAGGCUGGGAGGGAACCCCGGCGGAAACAACAGGAAUUCCUCAGGGAUUACGGUUCCUAAGCCGCCCAAACCCCCCGAUAAGCCCCUGAUGCCCUACAUGCGGUACAGCCGGAAGGUAAGCAGGAAGGUAUGGGACCAGGUGAAGGCCUCGAAUCCAGACCUGAAGCUAUGGGAGAUCGGGAAGAUCAUCGGUGGCAUGUGGAGAGACCUCACAGACGAGGAGAAACAGGAUUAUCUAAACGAGUACGAAGCUGAGAAGAUCGAGUAUAACGACUCUCUGAAGGCCUACCACAAUUCUCCAGCAUACCUAGCAUACGUUAAUGCCAAGAACCGUGCGGAGGCGGCGCUGGAGGAGGAGAGCAGACAGAGACAGUCUCGUCUGGAUAAAGGAGAACCGUACAUGAGCAUCCAACCUGCUGAAGAUCCUGACGAUUACGAUGAUGGCUUCUCCAUGAAGCACACUGCUGCAGCUCGGUUCCACAGGAACCACCGACUGAUCAGUGACAUCCUGAGCGAGGUGGUGGUACCCGACGUUCGCUCAGUGGUCACUACAGCUCGCAUGCAGGUCCUCAAACGCCAGGUCCAGUCCCUCAUGGUGCACCAGAGGAAACUGGAAGCUGAGCUGCUGCAGAUUGAAGACAGACAUCAGGAGAAGAAGAGAAGAUUCCUCGAGUCUACUGACUCCUUCAACAACGAGCUCAAACGGCUGUGCAGUCUGAAGGUGGAGGUGGACAUGGAGAAGCUGGCAGCGGAGAUGGCGGCUGCGGAGGAGGCUGCAAGACGGAGGGCGGAAGAGAGAGAGAAGGAGAAGGAGAGAGAGAAAGAGCGAGAGAAGGAACAGGAGAAGGUGGUGGAGAUGUCCGAGAGAGCAGCAGAGGAGGAUCAGCAAGGUCCGACUGGAUCAAACGGUGCUGAGCAGAACUCCAGCGCUGAGACAAAGGAGCAGGAUAAACCCAGUCCCAUGGAGACAGAUGAGCCGCAUGCUGAGGGUUCGGAGGGGCAGCAGGAGGCCGAGGAGCAAUCGGUGGAGAAACCAGAGUCAGCAGAGGGUGCUGGAGAGGAGGGGGCGAGCGACACCAGUGCUCCAUCAGAGAGAGAGAGCAGCUCGGAGCCCACCCCGUCUGAUACAGCGUCUGAGGAGAGACCCCCCGGGGCCACCCAGUAAAGACCGGACCCCCUCCCGUUUUAAAACGCAACACACAUGUAUACUGUUUAUUCACGACAUACAGGGACGAAGAAAAACUGUAACAUACACGCUCAGUUAUUCUGACCUGAACUUUCACUCCAUACUGGAAACGAUAACAAACAAUUUUAAUUCUGGACAGCAGGUAAUGCUGCCGGCCCGAACGUUACAACAACAAUUACUUUAUUAAUCCAGCGGAUCAUCAAAGCUUCACUUAUUAAAAUAAAUCGCUUCUCCACACACCAGGGUUAAAGGUGAACGCUCAUGUUUGGUUUUAUAUACAUAUAUGAUAUCAGAUGAUGUUGUUUAAUGCCAAAGUUUUAAUACAAAUUUUUUUUUUUCUUUCUCAAACCGUACAUAAGAAAAAAAGCCUGAUGAAAAUGGACCAGUGACAUCACUGUGUCUGAAUCAAGAGAAAGUUGACUGUUCACUAGACAGCACUAUCACACCAUCACUGUUAGGUUUUGCUGUUGCACUGAUUCUUGGGAGUCGAGUCAGUUUCUCUGGAUGGUUUCUGGAUGGUUUGUUUUUAAGCUCUGGCAUGAGACAACACGAUCAGAUAUGAAGAAUGAAAUCAUUUUAUUUCUUUAUGCUCUUUGCUCCACAUUAUUUUAUGUUUCUUGUUCUGUAUUUUGAGUCUUAGCAGUAGAUUGUGUUUAGCUUAGUUUUCAUAUUUUACCUCCCCUGAUGUUUCUUCUCUCGGUGGUUGAUGUAUGUCGGUGGGUGAGUUGUGAAGUGCUGAAGAAACUAGCGCUAACUUCACUGGAUCUUUAGCAUUGCUGUCACACAGCCAUUUUUUACUGUCUUAAGUUUUACCCAAUAAAGUGAUUUCUGUCUUUA